Zalophus californianus (California sea lion) is the source of this 2054-nucleotide messenger RNA. RefSeq names its product protein SET-like. The record is from RefSeq and is a predicted model, not a curated record. The transcript has a single exon. Gene Ontology annotation, cellular component: nucleus; chromatin. Gene Ontology annotation, molecular function: histone binding; chromatin binding. Gene Ontology annotation, biological process: nucleosome assembly. Bases 342 to 1175 code for a protein of 277 amino acids. Lineage: Eukaryota; Metazoa; Chordata; Mammalia; Carnivora; Otariidae.
UGGAGGAGGAGGCGGCUCGGGGAGAGCGAGCAGCGAGCUGGACCGCGGAGCGUGAGUGAGGGAGCCGAGCCGCCUGCCCGCCCGCCGCCGCCUCCCCUCCGUAAGCAGGAGCCCGGGCCGGGGCCCGGCACGCCGCCCCAGCCCCUCCCUCGUCGUCAGGCCGCGAGGGCAGCGCGCGCGAGCCAGGGGGAGGGAGAGCGAGCGAGCGAGCGAGCGCCGGGAGGAGGCGGCCGGACCGAGCGAGCGCCCGCGCGUGUGGCGUGAGGGGAAGCCGCUGCCCGCCCCCUUCGCCUUCCCUUCUCUCCCCCUCCCCGCUCCCCCCCCGACCGCGGAGCAGCACCAUGUCGGCGCCGGCGGCCAAAGUCAGUAAAAAGGAGCUCAACUCCAACCACGACGGGGCCGACGAGACCUCAGAAAAAGAACAGCAAGAAGCAAUUGAACAUAUUGAUGAAGUACAAAAUGAAAUAGACAGACUUAAUGAACAAGCCAGUGAGGAGAUUUUGAAAGUAGAACAGAAAUAUAACAAACUCCGCCAACCAUUUUUUCAGAAGAGGUCGGAAUUGAUCGCCAAAAUCCCCAAUUUUUGGGUAACAACAUUUGUCAACCAUCCACAAGUGUCUGCACUGCUUGGGGAGGAGGAUGAAGAGGCGCUGCAUUAUUUGACAAGAGUUGAAGUGACAGAAUUUGAAGAUAUUAAAUCAGGUUACAGAAUAGAUUUUUAUUUUGAUGAAAACCCUUACUUCGAAAAUAAAGUUCUCUCCAAAGAAUUUCAUCUGAAUGAGAGUGGUGAUCCAUCUUCAAAGUCCACCGAAAUCAAAUGGAAAUCUGGAAAGGAUUUGACGAAACGUUCAAGUCAAACACAGAAUAAAGCCAGCAGGAAGAGACAGCAUGAGGAACCAGAGAGCUUCUUCACCUGGUUUACUGACCAUUCUGAUGCAGGUGCAGAUGAGUUAGGAGAGGUCAUCAAAGAUGAUAUUUGGCCAAAUCCGUUACAGUACUACUUGGUUCCCGAUAUGGAUGAUGAAGAAGGGGAAGGAGAAGAAGAUGAUGAUGAUGAUGAAGAAGAAGAAGGAUUGGAAGACAUCGAUGAAGAAGGAGAUGAGGAUGAAGGUGAAGAAGAUGAAGAUGAUGAUGAGGGGGAGGAAGGAGAGGAGGAUGAAGGAGAAGAUGACUAAUGGAACACUGAUGGAUUCCAACCUUCCUUUUUUAAUUUUCUUCAGUCCCUGGGAGCAAGUUGCCGUCUUUUUUUUUUUUUUUUUUUUUUUCCUCCUCUUGUGCUCAUUCGCCCUGUUUUUUGAAGUCUCUUUUCUCUCCCUUUAUACCAUGGUUCUCAACUUAUUUUGGGGGGAAAUACCUUGAGCAGAAUACAGUGGGAAAAGAAUCUCUACCCCUUUCUGUUCCAAAUUCAUUUUUAUCCCUUCCUGUCUCAACAAAAACUUUAUGGAAUCAACACCACCGUGCUCUGUGGGAAAAAAGAAAAACCUUCUGCUCCCUUAGCUCUGCUGGAAGCUGGAGGGUGCUAGGCCCCUGUGUAGUAGUGCAUAGAAUUCUAGCUUUUUUCCUCCUUUCUCUGUAUAUUGGGCUCAGAGAUUACACUGUGUCUCUAUGUGAAUAUGGACAGUUAGCAUUUACCAACAUGUACCUGUCUACUUUCUCUUGUUUAAAAAAAAGAAAAAAAACUUAAAAAAAUGGGGUUAUAGAAGGACAGCAAAGGGUGGGUUUGAGAUGUUUGGGUGGGUUAAGUGGGCAUUUUGACAACAUGGCUUCUCCUUUGGCAUGUUUAAUUGUGAUGUUUAACGGACAUCCUUGCAGUUUAAGAUGACACUUUUAAAAUAAAACUCUCUCCUAAUGAUGACUUGAGCCCUGCCACUCGAUGGGAGAAUCAGCAGAACCUGUAGGAUCUUAUUUGGAAUUGACAUUCUCUAUUGUAAUUUUGUUCCUGUUUAUUUUUAAAUUUUCUUUUUGUUUCACUGGAAAGGAAAGAUGAUGCUCAGUUUUAAACGUUAAAAGUGUACAAGUUGCUUUGUUACAAUAAAACUAAAUGUGUACACAAA